Messenger RNA from Xenopus tropicalis (tropical clawed frog), 2506 nucleotides. It is a transcript of the gene eme2, whose product is annotated as essential meiotic structure-specific endonuclease subunit 2. Lineage: Eukaryota; Metazoa; Chordata; Amphibia; Anura; Pipidae. Gene Ontology annotation, molecular function: DNA binding. The transcript has 9 exons. Gene Ontology annotation, cellular component: Holliday junction resolvase complex; nucleus. The coding region runs from base 165 to 1676 and encodes 503 amino acids. Gene Ontology annotation, biological process: DNA repair. The record is from RefSeq and is a predicted model, not a curated record.
GUUUUGCCAGCACAUGGGCGUGGUUAUAGAGCUCCACACAAAGAGGGAGCCCAGUGAGAAACUCCCAGCCCAACAUGACAUGGCAGGGAGAAUAGCAUAGAAAGGAAGUGAGGGAUGGAUUUAUUCAGGAGGAGAAUGACAUCUGGCAAUAAGUGAGGUCGAAGAUGGAAACAAAACAGGAAAGGGAAACAGGCAGGAGCAGUCCAGACCCAUCUCCAAGGAAGCUGAUCCGACGAGCCGCCACAUGGGAAAUAUCAGACUCCGACAAUGAAGAAGAGACAAAUAAACCCCAAACAGAGUCCCGGAAAGGACCCAUAGUGAAUAUAGAAGCAACAGAUCAAUUAUUAGGUGUCCAGAAAGACCCAGCACAACAGCCUGAUGUUGAAGAAAAAACUAAAAAUCUUGUCCUUCCUCCUCCCACUUCAACCACCCCAAGUCCAACCAGAAGGUCCCGAAAGAAAAAGACCCCAGAACAAGUGGCAGCUGAACAGGAGCAAGCCGAAGAAAAGAAACGACAGCGGGAGCUAAAGAGGCAAGAGAAAGCCCAAAAGAAAGAACUGGAGAAGAUAGAAAGAGAGAGACGGAAGGAAACCAACUUGGCUUUGAAGCUCCUGAGACCAGACCAGUGUGGGAAGUACAUGGUGGUCAAGGUUGAUGCAGGUCUGCUUGAAGAUGCAGGAUCAGAAGAUGUACUGGAAGCCCUGAGAGUGGCAGAGUAUAAUUAUUCUAUUGAGCCCCACUCCGUGCCACAGAGCAUCAGCUGGAGAAGGGAAAUGCCUGCUGACUGGACCUGUAUAGAGGGAAUGGACAUGAAAGAGGAAGAAGAGGAUCAGUUGCUGGUUUUGGUGGAGCCAAAGAGUUAUUUAAGUAGCGUACGCACUUAUGCGCAGGCUCCAUAUUAUUUCUGUGUUGGCAAUGAGAUGGAGGAAAUACCUGGGUCUGUGUUUUCGAUUCCUGCAAAGAACCCACACAAGAAAGUUACCCUGGUAAUUAUAGGACUGCAAGAAUAUCGAUGGUGUGAGAGGCUCUCCCGCCAGAUACAGAGACAGUCAUUGGAUGCUGCGGAGGGCCGUGACUCUAAUAAGGACCAGUCAGCUACUCGUGCAACUCGGCAGCAGAUACAGGAGGCCCUUGUCUUCCUACAGCUCCAUUACAAUACAGAAGUGUUAUGCUUGGACACGUGGAAAGAGCUGGGCCAACAUGUAUGUGCAGUGACAAAGAGUAUAGCCCAGCGGCCUUUCAGGAAGCACUGGGAAGCUCAGACCUUCUCAUUUUGUACCUCGGCUGGAAGCUGGAGAGGGUGGGGACCCCGUGGAGUGCUCACCGGUUUGCCCCUGACAUGGAGGAGACAAAUCCAGCAGCUUAACAGAGUUAGUCCAGCAAUGGCUGCGGUGGUGAGCCAGGCCUACCCAUCUCCUCAGCUUCUCAUGCAGGCUUAUUCUGCAUGUGGUUCAGACCGUGAGAGAAUGUCCCUGCUCACCGACUUACGGAUCCCACAAGACAAUAACACUGGUGUCACACAGAAGGCGGAAGACCCUAGAGAGGUAGCCGAUAUUGCCCAAGAGGGUGACCAAGUCCCCGGUCGAGAGAGACGCAUUGGCCCUGAUUUAUCGCGAAGGAUCUGGCUUUUAAUGACAUCCAAAAACCCAGAACUGGUACUGGAUUUGAACUCAUAAGCUGUGAGAUACCCUGUCUCAUGUAGGCACUCAGUACAGUGCUGAUCUAUGUGGGUCCAUUCCAUACCUCCGGGAAACAUUCAUUGUGGCUCAGCAUAAUAACUCCAGUUUUGCCAUAAUAUUUGGGACCUUUAAAGUGAUAGUGACACUUUCCACAUUUAUCAGGAACAUGUCACUAUGACUUUAAUAAGCUCUAUAAAGAGAAACUUAAGUCUAGCCAUUGCACCCCUGCUUCCCAGCAGACACCCGUUACUGAUCCACUGGCAGCUACUCUUCCCGAUGCCUCAGAAUUUGACAUCAGGUUUGGGGAGGGGGGCAAAAGGCAAAUAAUACCCCAGCCAGAGGUUUGGCACUCUUUUAAAAUGAAGAGUUAACUGCUAGUUAGGGGACAGGUAAAAUCUGGUGCUUGGAAGGGCCUUGUAGUUUUCUGCAACUUUUGUGACACUAAUACAAAUACUUGAAUGUUGUCUCAUAGAAAGGAGAUGGCACAUGUGUUAUAGGCCUUAUAUAUCUGCCUAUGGUGGGAAUAAGGGUAGGCAUUAACCUUUUCCUAUUGACCUAUGGGUACACUGGCAGUCCAGCCUGACCCCGCAUUGGCACAUUUACUACUGAUCUCCUCCCUGUGUUAAAUGCCAGUCCAAAAGAAGAGGCAGCAAUGCGGUUUUGGGAUAUAUUUAUAUAUGUACACACACAACACUUGUCUAUUUGUUUUCUGCUAUAAGACCUUCCAUCAAUCAGACAGACUGUUUUUUUUUUAUAGAAUACAGAAGAGUAAACCUUGAGAAACAUUAUAUAUUGCAAAUAAAAUAUAAAAGCAAAUUAAGAAAACA